AUGUCACUCGUCAAACUGGCCAAUACCUGUGCCCAUCUUCAAAAUUGUUCUCGUGUGAGAACUUCAUUGACCUCGAUUCCCUACACCAAAUUGCAUCUACAAUUCGCAUACAAUCUUUAUACACAUGGAUUUCUCUCAUCGUUACAAAAAGGUUCUACCAAGGGUCCUGAUGACAUCCCAGAGGAUGUGACUCCAGAUAACAUUUCUACUAGAAGACUUUGGGUUGGCUUAAAAUACAGAGACACUAAAUCUGUGUUAAGUUCUUGCCGAUUAGUGUCAAAGCCUAACUUGAGAAUACACUUGAGCCAUAAUGAGAUGAAGAAACUCUGCUCUGGAGUACCUGUUAGAUUGAUUAAGCCAUUGCAGCCAGGUGAGUUAAUGAUGGUAAGGACGAAAGAAUCUGUGAUAGAUAUUAACGAAGCUGUCUUAAAGAAGUUGGACGGUGAAGUACUGUGCAGAGUGAAAUGA
Zygosaccharomyces rouxii is the source of this 468-nucleotide messenger RNA. It is a transcript of the gene MRPS8, whose product is annotated as mitochondrial 37S ribosomal protein uS8m. Gene Ontology annotation, cellular component: mitochondrion; ribosome. Lineage: Eukaryota; Fungi; Ascomycota; Saccharomycetes; Saccharomycetales; Saccharomycetaceae. Gene Ontology annotation, molecular function: structural constituent of ribosome. Bases 1 to 468 code for a protein of 155 amino acids. Gene Ontology annotation, biological process: translation. The record is from RefSeq and is a predicted model, not a curated record. The transcript has a single exon.